Penaeus chinensis is the source of this 466-nucleotide messenger RNA. Its product is annotated as carbohydrate sulfotransferase 9-like. The transcript is spliced from 4 exons. The record is from RefSeq and is a predicted model, not a curated record. Gene Ontology annotation, molecular function: sulfotransferase activity. The coding region runs from base 1 to 441 and encodes 146 amino acids. Gene Ontology annotation, biological process: carbohydrate biosynthetic process. Gene Ontology annotation, cellular component: membrane. Lineage: Eukaryota; Metazoa; Arthropoda; Malacostraca; Decapoda; Penaeidae.
AUGAUUCCUUUACGCAAUGAUAUGGAGAGAUACAACGCUUGGGUUUACGAAAAGAUCCACGCAAUUGUUCGUCCCCGUCUCACUUUCGUGCAGUUCCUACGUCACGUGAUUGCCACCUUUCGGGCAAAUCGUCCUGACGCCCAUUGGAGUCAAUACCAUCGAGAUUGCUGUCCUUGUCUCGUCAAAUACGACUUCGUCACGAGGGUGGAGACGCUGACGGAGGACCUGGAACACGUCUUCAAGGUCUUGGGAAUUCCCUCAGAUCCCUCCGUGUCCAUGAACCAGAAUCGCAAGUACUUGGGUGAUCCUUAUAAGGACCUAAGAUACUACCGAGAUGUCCCGUUUGAGAUUCGGAAAGAACUCUUUACCUUCAUCAAGACGGACCUGGACAUGUUUGGAUACAAGCUCCCAGCUGGCUUCUUGGAGAAUACUGUCAGUUGAGAUUUUUGUUUAAAUCCUCUGCUAA